AUGGACUGGGAAAGAUCACUGAAUCGAACCAAGGUGAACUUUUCUACUCCAGCCUCCUCUUCAUCUUCGCUCUUGCCUGACUCCUCGUCCUCCUCCUCUUCCUGCUGCAACUCUUCUCGCUCCAUCUUCUCAGCCUCCCAGUUCUCAGCCCCCUCUUUCUCUGGGCUCGACUUCCUGUUUAACCUGAAGCUCAUCUUCAUCCCUCUCUACUCUGCUGUGGUCCUGGUUGCGUGCUCUGGCAACCUCCUCCUGCUCUUCCUCAUCUGGCACAAUAAGAAAAGACACAACACGACCAAUUUUCUCAUCAGCAACCUGGCACUCGUCGACCUGGUGAUGUGCGUCUUCUGCGUCCCUUUGACCGCGUCCUAUGCAUUUGAUAAGCGCGGAUGGGUGUUUGGAUCCCACAUGUGCCACUUUGUCACCGUCAUGCAAUCCGCAGCUGUUUACGCGGCCGUCCUCUCCCUCAUGGCCAUUGCGGUGGAUCGUUACGUAGUUGUGGCUUAUCCCAUCCGAAAGAGAGCCAGCUACCGCUUCUGCUGGGUUCUUGUAGUUCUGAUCUGGCUCUCCUCUCUGGCUUUAUCCACGCCUACGGCACUGCACACGGUCUACCUGGACCUCCAGGCGGCAGGCCUGCAGAUGGCUGUAUGUGAGGAGUUCUGGGAUGGCCAGGAGCAGGGUCGCCUCAUUUACUCCUGUUUCAUUCUCUUCUUCUCCUACUUUGUCCCACUGGUUGCUGUCUCCAUUUCCUACUGUGCCAUUUCCUAUCAGCUGAAACACAGGAUGACUUCGAGCUUGACAGCAUGCACGGAGCUGAGAUCUGCACGGACCACCUGGAGCAGACGGAGGAAGAAGACCUUCUGCCUGCUGCUGGUGUCCGUCCUCUGCUUUGCCUUCUCCUGGCUUCCUUUACAGGUGGUGAACCUGAUCCGUGACCUGGACACAGACUUCUCCAUCCUGGGGAAGAACUAUAUCAACGUCAUCCAGGUGUCCAGUCACCUCUUUGCCAUGAGCUCCGCUUGCUACAACCCAUUCAUUUAUGCUUCGCUGCAUAACAAAUUCCUCUCUUACCUGUGUCUCCACUUCCUGCCCUGGAGAAAAGGAAAAGCGAAAGACAGGCGACAAGGGUCAAGCGUCCUGACGGUGUCUCACAGAAUGCCGCGCCUUUACACCUCCACCAUUGCGGCAGAUUUGCCGGGUGUUGUUGCAAAUAAUGCCGAUCCUCAAGAAAACUACACAUAA
Messenger RNA from Pundamilia nyererei, 1239 nucleotides. RefSeq names its product prolactin releasing hormone 2 receptor (gene prlh2r). Gene Ontology annotation, molecular function: neuropeptide binding; neuropeptide Y receptor activity. The transcript has 2 exons. Gene Ontology annotation, cellular component: plasma membrane; neuron projection. NCBI's taxonomy places the organism in Eukaryota, Metazoa, Chordata, Actinopteri, Cichliformes, Cichlidae. The record is from RefSeq and is a predicted model, not a curated record. Gene Ontology annotation, biological process: G protein-coupled receptor signaling pathway. Bases 1 to 1239 code for a protein of 412 amino acids.